CAAGGUUUAAGUUCAACAGUAUAUAAACCCGCACAACCUAUUUUUGAUUGUUAGUCGCCUGUGUGAGGUUAUCAUGAAGGUAUUCGUGUGUUUGUUUGCCCUGGUAGCUGCUGCAGCAACAUACUGUGAAGCUAGCUUCCUGGGUGCCCAUAAAAGCGCGUUCAUCUCUGGAGGCUUGAGUCUUGGACAUGGCAGUGGUUGGGGAGGCGGAUAUGGGGGACACGGAGGUGGCUGGGGAGGCGGAUACGGUGGAGGUAACAUAGUGAAAGUUAUCAAAAUCGUUCCCAGUUACGGCGGCGGUUAUGGAGGUGGCUAUGGAGGUGGUCAUGGAGGUGGCUGGGGAGGUGGCUAUGGAGGUGGUUAUGGAGGGGGUUACGGACAUGGAGGAGGUUACGGACAUGGAGGAGGUUAUGGAGGAGGUUACGGAGGUGGUCAUGGAGGUUGGAAAUCACAUGGACACAAUGAAUGGAGUUCAGGUGGAUGGUGGUAAGGACUAUUCUCCAAGUAUGACUGACGUUCGGAAAAAUGUUUGUACAUUUUUGUAAAUUCAAAUUUGCCAUAAAUUAUUUCAUGUUGCAAUAAACUUACUAUAUAAACUGU
This is a messenger RNA of Leptinotarsa decemlineata (Colorado potato beetle), 600 nucleotides long. RefSeq lists its product as uncharacterized. Lineage: Eukaryota; Metazoa; Arthropoda; Insecta; Coleoptera; Chrysomelidae. The record is from RefSeq and is a predicted model, not a curated record.